Messenger RNA from Blastocystis hominis, 1812 nucleotides. RefSeq lists its product as hypothetical. Gene Ontology annotation, biological process: protein refolding; cellular response to unfolded protein. The coding region runs from base 1 to 1812 and encodes 603 amino acids. The record is from RefSeq and is a predicted model, not a curated record. The transcript has 2 exons. Lineage: Eukaryota; Bigyra; Opalinata; Blastocystidae. Gene Ontology annotation, cellular component: cytoplasm. Gene Ontology annotation, molecular function: ATP hydrolysis activity; heat shock protein binding; misfolded protein binding.
AUGAUUGGCAAGUAUCAUAUUGCAGGAAUUGACUUGGGAACCUGUAAUUCUACAAUUGCUAUAUUUAAUAAUGGUGUAAUAUCUCUAGUACAAGAUCCGAAUGGAAACCGGUCUCUUCCAUCUAUGAUAUCUUUUCUCGAUAAUACUAUAUUAUAUGGUAUGGACGCCAAGAACCGUCAGUAUCUAAACCCUGAACGUACUAUCUAUGGCAUUAAACGUAUCCUUGGACAUCGGUUUUCUUCAGAUGUCGUUCAAAAAGAAGUAGAAAGAUUUCAAGAUCUCCCUCUGAUCCCUGUAAACUAUCGAGGAGCUAUUCAAAUUUUGCGUCCAGAGGGGAUUAGUUCUCGUUUGAUUGGCUAUUUGGUUAGUCUAGCGGAAAAAGCUCUUGAGGAUAGUAUCGUUGAUAUCGUAAUCACAUGUCCCGCCUAUUUCGAUGACAACCAGCGCCAAGCCACAAAGGAUGCCGUAACAAUCGCUGGCUACAACGUUUUGGAAGUUCUGAACGAGCCAACUGCUGCAGCAAUCGCUUAUGGAGUCAAUGUAGAGAAGAAGAACCAGCCUUUCCUUGUGUAUGAUCUGGGUGGUGGUACUUUCGAUGCUACGCUGAUGAUAAACGAAGAAGGAACGUAUCGCGUGAUGGGCACAACUGGAGACACCCAUUUAGGAGGCAUGGACUUCGACACGUUCAUCAAAGACAUCAUUGUGAAGAAGUUCGAGCUGCAGGGCUACAAAAUCGAUAUGAGCAAAAAGAAGCAUGUAGCUGAUCUCUGGCAAACCGCCGAGCGAGCCAAAAUCGAGUUGUCUUGUAGCGACCGAUCGUUGAUCAUGGAGGACAUGAUCGGCCCCAACCCCGAAAUCGAAGUGUAUCGAACCGAAUUCGAGGAGUUCGCUCGCCCUCUAAUCGAAUCCACGAUUGAAAAAGUGUGCGAAAUGCUGGCGUAUGUGCAGGUGCCCAUCAGCGAUCUCUGCGAUAUCGUUCUGAUCGGCGGAUCGAGCCAGAUUCCCCUCGUUUCCACGAUGUUGGAGGCGCGUUUUCGGAUCAAACCCUCGCAGCGAAUCAAUGGCCAGGAGGCCGUGGCGAUCGGCGCGUUGAUGCGCGCGUUGGAGUUGAAAUGCCGCACAGAUUACCCAGAAACGAUCGAGGAUUUGGAGAAGGAGCUGCACAACCUCUCCCCCAUCAUUCCGGUGAUCAACGCGAUCCCGCUGCCGAUCGGCAUUCGCACUUCACGCGAUGAGUUAAGCAUCGUUCUCCCCAAAUACACGCGCUACGGAGCCACACACAAGGUGAUGUACCAAACCUCCGAUGACAACCAGCAGCGCUUUAUUUUUGAAGUCUAUCAAGGAGAAAACAGCAUUGCGACCGAGAACUGCUUUAUCGGGAAGCUGGUGAUCGAAGGAAUCGAGCCGGCUCCGAAGGGCACAAAGAAGAUCCAGCUGACGAUGAGCUUGGAUCAGAACGGAAUUCUGACGAUGUCGGUGGAGAAUCCGGAAAACCACGAGACCAAACUCGUGGAGUUCUUGAAGCAGAGCACGAAUCUGUCACAGGAGGAGAUCGAGGCGAUGCAGAUGCAGGUGCGGCAGGAGAAUGAGUUUAAUCGCCUGCAGGAGCAGAGAGAAUCGGCGAAGAACUUCGUGUUGCGGAUUACACAGACGAUCAACCAGUUGAUACUGGAUAAUCGGUUCCCGACCGAUUUGAUGGAGGAGGCGCAGUCGUUUGUGGGACAGGCCGAGGGUUUAAAUCCCCAGUCCGAUAAUGUUUUCUCUCUGGAGGCUACUGCGAGAGAGUGGAAUUCGCGUUUGCUAAAUUUGUGA